AGGCUAAAGAUAACUAUCACUGUGAUAUAUAAAAAGGUCAUUCUUAGCCUUUGAAAUAACUUUCGGCUUACAUUUUCCAAAAUUCGAAUUUUUCAGCUUAAAUGUGUUUUUCUUCGUACCUCCGCCAUGUAUUCCACUGUUGAGAAAAAGUCCAUUCCCGGCUACAUGAUGUACAUCAAUGGCGGUCUGGCCGGGAUGAUGGGCACCUGCAUUGUGCAACCACUGGACUUGGUGAAGACCAGGAUGCAGAUCUCGGCCGCCACGGGCGAGUACAAGAGCUCGCUGGAUUGCCUGGUAAAGACCUUCAAAAGAGAGGGUAUUCUAGCCUUGUACAAUGGACUGAGUGCGGGGUUAAUGCGACAGGCCACGUAUACGACAGCUCGCAUGGGAUUCUACCAGAUGGAGAACGAGGCGUACCGCAAGCACUUCAAUGAGUCGCCAACCGUUUUGGCCAGCAUGGGCAUGGGCAUCUUGGCCGGUGCCUUUGGGGCCAUGUUUGGCAAUCCAGCGGAGGUGGCCCUCAUCCGAAUGAUGUCCGACAACCGGUUACCGCCGGCCGAGAGGCGUAACUACAAGAAUGUGGGCCAUGCCUUCGCCAGGAUCGUCAAGGACGAGGGCGUGCCGGCGCUCUGGCGCGGAUGCAUGCCCACUGUGGGUCGCGCCAUGGUCGUGAAUAUGGUCCAGCUGGCCUCAUAUUCCCAGCUUAAGAACGCCUUCUCCCAGUACUUCUCGGGUCUCGCCCUUCACAUCUCGGCCGCCAUGAUGUCGGGUCUGUUGACCACCAUUGCCUCCAUGCCGCUGGACAUGGCCAAGACACGCAUCCAACAGCAGAAGUCCGGCGAGUACAAGGGCACCAUGGAUGUCCUGUUUAAGGUCUCCAAGAACGAGGGCGUCACCGCCCUGUGGAAGGGCUUUACACCCUACCUGUGUCGCAUUGGGCCGCACACUGUGUUCGCGUUCAUAUUUCUGGAACAACUCACCAAGGCCUACAACCGCUUUGUGCUCGGCGACUACUCCGAAUCCAAUAUCUAGGUCCUAAAUUGUCAAGUAUCCCUAAGUGGAAGUUCCUUUACAAAUUUCCAGAGUACCCAAAACAGCGUAAUACUUGUUUUAAAGUUGCCAAAAUCAUUUUAUGACCUACAAACACUCCGAUUUUAUUGAAAUAUUGUUGUACGGAGAUUUAGGUUUCAAAUUUUUGGCAGGAUCCUUUCUGUUUUCCUUUAAUUAGUGUUAGGACACCAUGUACAAUGUUCCAUAUAAAUAUAUUGAAUUUGAACUUAA
Drosophila biarmipes is the source of this 1281-nucleotide messenger RNA. Its product is annotated as mitochondrial 2-oxoglutarate/malate carrier protein. Lineage: Eukaryota; Metazoa; Arthropoda; Insecta; Diptera; Drosophilidae. The record is from RefSeq and is a predicted model, not a curated record. Gene Ontology annotation, biological process: phosphate ion transmembrane transport; thiosulfate transport; oxaloacetate transport. Bases 127 to 1032 code for a protein of 301 amino acids. Gene Ontology annotation, molecular function: thiosulfate transmembrane transporter activity; malate transmembrane transporter activity; oxaloacetate transmembrane transporter activity. The transcript has a single exon.